Molecule: messenger RNA, 2226 nt
Organism: Aplosporella prunicola CBS 121167
Lineage: Eukaryota; Fungi; Ascomycota; Dothideomycetes; Botryosphaeriales; Aplosporellaceae
Exons: 1
Coding region: 1-2226 (741 amino acids)
Biological process (GO): regulation of transcription by RNA polymerase II
Molecular function (GO): RNA polymerase II cis-regulatory region sequence-specific DNA binding; DNA-binding transcription factor activity, RNA polymerase II-specific
Source: RefSeq, a predicted model, not a curated record
AUGGCUGCGACGCGUCGCCAGCAGCAGCCGUUGCAGAUUUUCCAGGAUCCCGUCACCUCGUUCGACCACCACGACGUCGCCGGCGCAGAAGCCGCCUUUCUGUCUGCCUUUGGCCCAGUCACCGACGUCUCGUCCGACCACCAUACCCUCCUCAACCCCUCCAGUCCCGAAACCAGCGCCCAGUCACCGGUCAAGCAUCACGCCCACUCGAGCUCACCGGCCCCGCACGCCCUGGCCGAGAGCAACAUCAAUUCGAUACAUUUUUCUCCGCCCCGCCAAACCCACUUCACGACCGACUCGCCAUUGAAGAAGCCCUCGCUGCCCUCCAAGGCCAACGGCGCCGCACCAAAGUCGCAGAACGCCCUAUUCACCACCUUCCCGACUGUCGGCGCCAUGGACAAGGAGAACGACUAUGCAGCAAUGUUCGCUAGCCAUCCGUCACAAUACUCGGACCACGCACUUUCUCAUACCAAAAACGUCCCGAGACGCCAAAUUGGGGACACGGCCCCUCUCCGCGACAGGCAUUCCAAAAAAGGAAAAGCGCCAGAAGAGGACCAGAAGCCUGUUCCUGCGCCAAGCGAGAUGCCCCCGGUCGAAGAUGAUGGUUCAAAGCCAGCCUACAGCUAUGCCACAUUAAUUGGCAUGGCUAUUCUCCGCGCACCUCAGAGGCGCCUUACCCUCGCACAAAUCUACAAGUGGAUCUCUGAUACUUUCAGCUACUACCGCACUAGCGAAACUGGGUGGCAGAAUAGUAUCCGCCACAACCUGAGUCUGAACAAAGCAUUCAUCAAACAGGAACGGCCAAAAGACGACCCCGGCAAGGGCAAUUACUGGGCAAUUGAGCCUGGUUUUGAACGCCAGUUCUUGAAAGAUAAGCCGAGGCGCCUAACGAACCAGGACGGCCCUGGUUUCUUGCAAUCUAUUCAUAGCGAUAUCCUUCGACCACCGACUGCGCCGACAAGGGCAGCGGCAAUGGGGUCCUUCCACCUUCAAUCUACUCCAAAGGGCAACAGCAUUGAUUCGAGCAAGUUUCCCGAAGAGCCAGAGCUGUCUUCGGACGCGACUAUCCCUGCUUCAGAUCCUGCUAUCCAUGAUGGUCAGGAUGCUGGCAAUGAGAAUGAUAUGCCGCCCGCCUCCCAUGCCAUGCGUUCUUCGCCCCCACCCGCUGAAAUUCACUCAUCACCUCCUGCUGCUAUGGCCCGGCAUGCUCAUCAUGAUCAAGACGGAACUCCACCAAGAGCGCCUCGCUUCUUACCGUCGAGUGGUGGCGGACGCAAGCGCAAGUUCUCUGCACUUGGGGACAGUGGGUACUAUUCUUCCAUCGAAUCCUCCGCCGUAAAGGGUAACCCUCUGGGUACCAUUCCGACCUCAGAAGCAGACCUCGACCGCCCUGCAAUCAAGCGGGGUCGCGCUGAAGAGGAAAUCGCUCGUAUGCGGGGUUCCUCGUAUGAUAGCCCGACGAAGGGCCGUCCUCUCUUCAAACAACCCACAUCCUUCCCAUCGUCAUCACCAUUUCCGCUUUUCGAGAAGAACGCUUCUGAGCUGCAAGCACCCCUUACUCCUGCUGUAAUUUUCAAGAAGCCAGCCAAACCCCCUGCGUCUAUUUCUCCUAACACGAACCUGCGCAACCAUCGCAAUCGCAUUCGCGAAUUGAUCGGCUCACCUGACAAGACUCUUGGCGUGCUCUCAGAGACCAAUCCAUGGAGUCCUGCAUUCCAUCUGCCGGACGAGGAACAUUUCAACCUGCUGGAAGACGGUUUUAAUACGCACUUUGACGUGUUCAACGACAGCCCAGUGCGCCAGACUCUUUCAGCGCGUGGCUCGCCCGAGAAACGCACCACCAAGCGCCCCACUAGCAGCCGUGCCAUCAGCAGCUCCAACAUUCUUGCCGACAUCACAGGCACUCGUGUCAACUCGGUCGCGACGCCCGAAGCAUCCAAGCAAUGGCUUAAGCCGCCUGCGAGCUCGCGGAACCUACGCGACUUCUUUGCCAACCCGUCAGUGCCGAGCCCGAUGAAGACUCCUACCGCCGAGAGGACUGGAGAUGAUUUCUUUGGUGUUGAGAUGCAGUCUGAUGACGAGGAGGAAGGCGGCCUUGAGAUUGACAUCCUCCAAGGGUUUCAGAAGAUUGGCACCACUAGGCAACAGCCGCAGGAGAGCCCAAGUAAGAGGGGCUCAACGAGCGGUAGGCCGUAUUUGGGAAGAGCGGCCAGCACGAUGUUUUAA